AUGAGGAAGUACAAUGGCAAGCAGCCGGUGAAGUCUUCCAGUGUGGAUGCCUUCAUGAACUACUUCUAUUGGAACUUAGCAGAAACCCUUGCGGAGACGCCGUCCAUGGAGUCAUUAGAUGGUGCUGCCCUGACUAUGAGUGGCAUCUUCCUCCCAGGUGAUGCGCCGUCUGAGCUGCCUUCAACCUUCCUUGGUGGCAGCGAGGCUUUCAGCGAGGUCCUAGAAGGCUACUUGCUGUUGGAGCCGGACAUGGCCAAAGAUUCGAAUGCGGAGGCGACUGUUCUCAUGAAGUGCUUGGACUGGGUUGAGGCUGAGCUGGACUCUCGAGGAGCUUUGUGCCCCAUGAACCCCAAGGACUUUGUGCGCAUCAUCCAGGAGAAUGUCCGGCCGGUUAGAAACCGAAUUCUCAAGGUGGAGCUGAUGUCUGGAUCCCUGGACUACAAGAAGUACUAUGAGCAGUAUGGUGUGAAUGUUGGUGGGCUUGAGUCCUACAGCAUGUCGGAUGCGGACUGUGUGAUGUUGGUGAAGCACCUGGUGAACAGUGUGUCUUUAAGCCAAGCCCCCUUGGUCUUCCUGCCAGAGAGCUUCAGUUCAUACUUGAAGGAAGAUCUGCAGGCUAUGCCCCGGAACAUCUUGCAAGACCGAGCCAAGAAGGAGUGGGAGAAGUUUGCCCCUGGACCAAUCCGAGAAGUCAAAGUGCAACAAGGUGACUUUCCCAACCCGGAGCCAAAGAAGAGGGGCCGCAAGCGCAAGGCUGCCAAUGUGUUUCAAGGGCAAUCCAGCAAGGGUCCUGACACAGUUCCUGCAGUUCCUGCAGUUCUUGAUGCUGCGCAACAAGUGCCGGAGGAACGCCCCCCAUGGCCCACCCGUGCCACCUUUGCAGGCAGGAAGCAGCCGCAGGAUGAGGGUGGCAAGGCUACCUUCCUGGAGCGCCGCGAGAGAUUCUACCAGUGCAUGGAUGUGAGGUACUGGAAAGACGGGCUUGAAAGGGAGUUCUGGAGGCUAUGUGGGUCAACACAUGACUUAGAUCAGGCUUGCAAGAUGUUCAUGAACAAGAUGGAACCGGGGGUGGACAACAAUCCUGGUAAGGGCAGGGGGCGAGGGAAAGGCAGGGGCAAAAAAGCUAUGCUUCCAAAAGAGCCUGGACGCAACAGGGGCCGUGGGCGUGGCCGUGGGCGUGGCCGGGCUUUGUCAGCUGCAAGGUAA
This is a messenger RNA of Effrenium voratum, 1206 nucleotides long. The record is from the annotation of a GenBank genome assembly. Lineage: Eukaryota; Dinophyceae; Suessiales; Symbiodiniaceae.